Molecule: messenger RNA, 4933 nt
Organism: Ruditapes philippinarum (Manila clam)
Lineage: Eukaryota; Metazoa; Mollusca; Bivalvia; Venerida; Veneridae
Product: coiled-coil domain-containing protein 6-like
Exons: 10
Coding region: 31-1272 (413 amino acids)
Source: RefSeq, a predicted model, not a curated record
GCAUAACAAGUCGUGCAAUUUGUGUAAACAAUGGCGGACAGCGCGAGCGAGUUGGAGAGCGACACUAGUUCUCUUGAUGGAAGUAUUUUACCUAAAACUUCUGCUAACUAUCAAAUUGAGCAGUUGAAAAAGCGAGUUGAAUCCCUGCAGCAGGAAAAUAGGGUAUUGAAAGUCGAGUUAGAGACUUUCAAACUAAAAUGCAAGCAACUCGCGGAGGAGAAACAAGAACUGAAGAGGGCGAGCGUAAAUAUCCAAGCAAGAGCAGAGCAAGAAGAAGAAUUUAUCAGUAAUACAUUGCUGAAGAAAAUCCAGUUACUGAAGAAAGAGAAGGAAUCCCUUGCUAUGAACUAUGAACAAGAAGAAGAAUUCCUCACCAAUGAUCUCUCAAGAAAAUUAACACAGCUACGACAAGAGAAGGUAGAGCUUGAGGAAACAUUGGAGAAAGAACAAGAAUAUCAAGUGAACAAAUUGAUGAGGAAGAUAGAAAAGCUGGAGAGAGAUACUAUGUCGAAACAAACCACACUGGAACAGUUGAGAAGAGAGAAGAUAGAAUUAGAGAAUGCAUUAGAACAAGAACAAGAGUCACUUGUGAACAGAUUAUGGAAACGUAUGGAUAAGCUAGAGGCUGAAAAAAGAUUGUUACAAGAGAAACUGGAACAGCCAGUGACAGAGCCGCCGUCUCCUCGUGAAAUAAACAAUGGAGAUACUGCGGAGAAUCUAUCUACUCACAUAGAGGGCCUGAGAGGAGAGGUUACCAGACUUAGGAGGCAGCUUAGAUCAGCGCAGAUUGAACAUGAGGAGAAGAUGGCACACUAUGCUCAAGAGGAACGUCACAUUCGAGAAGAGAACCUUCGUCUACAACGUAAAUUACAGAUGGAGAUGGAACGGCGGGAAAGUCUGUGUCGGCAUUUGUCAGAGAGUGAAUCUAGUCUAGAAAUGGAUGAUGAAAGGCAUUUCAAUGAGAUGACAAAACAACAUGAUAUCAGUGGUGGGAGCGGCUCUUCAGGUCAUGGGGCUGGUUCCAGCGGUCACAUUAGACCACGCACAGUAUCCAGUCCAAUACCCUAUGUUUCACCUAAUUCAUCCAGACCAUUAUCACCAGCUGGAGGGAUGCACCCAAUAUUUAGUCCACCAAGCCCCAUGAGGAGAAACACUGGUGAAUCAACAUCUACCGGAAGAUCAGCAUUUCAUCCCCCUGGGUUUGGUACAUCACCCCCUGUUCAUACCAGCACACACAUACCAAUGGCCCAUUCUGGACCGCAGAAAUAUUAGAUCAACAACUGAGACGAGCAUCUGGUGAUAAAUUUGUCCGUCCCAGUAGUUAUCCUAGCGUUGACAAGAAUGAUAAAACCUGAGAAUCUUUCAAGUGGGAGGAAAAUGAAACAGCUUCAUGUGCUUGCACUUGUACGAGGGAGUAACUUGUAAUGGCUAUUUAGCAUUUCUGUUCUCAUGCCCUCAUUGGCUUAGCAAUUCAUCCAAUCAGAAACUGCAAAACUGCCCAAGUGAUUAGCUUUGUAUCUAUAUUAUGUUUUGGUAUAAAGUGUCUUGUUUGGUGCUAUGUUUUAAUUGGGUGUGUUUGAUUUUUUACUGUUAAAGAUGUUAUCAUAGGAGAGUCAAAUAAUUACAUGUAGAACCUCUGUUCAAUUGUACCUCAAGAUCAGUGGAAUAUUUACAUCUGCAAUACACUGUUAACACAAUUGUAAAUGUUUUUAUUAAAUGCUUUUCAUUUUGGUCCUGACAAUAGGAAGUAUCCCAUACAAAGAAAAAAACAACAUAAAAUAAAAAUUGAUGUAUAUAAUCAAUGCAUAUAUUGGUAUAUCAUCGGGCUAUGUUGAGGUAUAUCCGAGAAAUAUAUGUUUUAAAUUGGCACAUACAUACACAUAAGUGAGUCUUAUGAUUUAUUUGUGUUGAAUGUUAUGCCUAAAAAGACAUAAAUUAUCAGCUUUCAUGAAUACACAAAUUUAUAUAUUGUAAAUUUGUUCUUAAGAUAUUUAGUCUUAAAAGUUUUAUUCUUUUUGCAACAGAAUAAAGUAAUACUAUAGUUCAAUUUUAUGUAGUUUCGAACAUGGGAAUUAUGUUAUAGAGGCUUUAUUUGGAAAUAUGUAGGAGGGGUAUUUUUCUUUUUAGAUUUUUUUAACGCAUCUCAUUUAAGGGGCAUUGCUGUUAUUUUCUGGCGUUAUCAAGAUUGGUUCAUGUAUUCUGCUUAUACUCGGAUACAGUAUUUAAAAUUAUUAUAUUUUUGUUCAUGAAAUAUGUAUAAGUCUUUGUGUUAUAAUUUGUUAGAGUUUUAGUAUAAUACUUUUGACAGUUGUUGCACGAACAUGUUGACCUUCUAUCACAAAACCAUCUACAGUAUAAAUUGUGCAUCUGUAUAUUUUGGGAGAAAUUUCAUAAACUUUACAUUCAGUUCUAAACAGCAGUCAUGAGCUUUAUGUUUAGCUUUCAAAGUUGAAAAUUACCCAUUUUGAAAGACUUGUUGUGUUCUUUCUUGAAGAAGCAUUUUUAAAAUAUUCAUUAUUAUAUAGUAUUCAUUUACAGCAUUGGGUAUCAAGUAUGUCUGACUAAAGUUUAAUCUUAAAUCUUGGCCUCCAGUUUAUUGUUAUGUAAAUUCAUGGGAAUUCAAUUUCAAAAUGUUAAAGUUAAGCAGUCUGUAGUUUAUUUCCAGGUCAGGUUUUUCAGAUCAUAACUUCCCACCUACACUUUACAACUAUGGCUGCUUGCCGUAGUAUAUUAAAUAUUUUGCCAUAUGACUUUUAUGGUGUCUUAUUUAUAUAUCUUUAAACUAUUAAUCUGUCCCAACAGUUGUGGGUUCAAAUCCCACCAGUGACUUUGGAUUCUUUGAUGUGAGGAUGUUAUCCAGGUAGCUUAUGAAACGUUGAUGGUUCUGUCUAAGUGCCUGCUCAUGGUUAAAGGGAAACCUGAGCAGUUCUGCCAUUAGUUGACCCAAAAUGUUGCCAUAUGGCUUGAACAGUGUCAGCGCAACUUAAAUCCAACAAAACGAUCAAAGAAAGUCUCUCUCUCAUAAAUAUAUAUUUCUCUGCCAUUUGAUCAAAAAAGUUAUCUAAUCCCUUAGAAAUCAUUAAAACAUAUUUAAAUUUUUUUAGAGAUUUUUGUGUUUAACUGAAACAGAAGACAUGCACCUUCAAAGAAAACCAAUUACAUGUACGACAUACCAAAGAGCUAAAUGUAUCACAUUUUGUAGAAGAAAUUAGAUAAAAGCUGUUGUUUUGGCAUUUUUGCACAUUUAUAUCUAGAAUUAAGUGCAUGUUGUUUUAAUUUAUUGCACAUUAUUAUACAGGAUAUCUACAUAUUAACAUACUGCAUUUAUCUGUUUUCUUAUACCAGUAUACUGCUGGCCAUAGUAGGGAGGAAUUGUUUGUUUAUAUCAUAGCCAUUAGAUAAUAAAAAAACACGAUAGACACAUAACAUUCUGGUUUAUUUAUAGACUUACUUAUCUUGGUUUAAUAAAAUAAUGUGCCUGAGAGAGUAAGAAGGUGAUUAAAAGGAAAAUAUAUCAAUAAUUUCAAUCAGACAUGUUAAAACUUAUAAUCUGAGCACUAAAUUUUUGUAAGAUUACUAGAUUUCACUCUGUUUGAACACUUGAGUUAAUCUGAACACUCAAUAUCAAUGUGAAUGCUCUGAACUCUGAUCGAAAGAUUUCUUCAUAAAACACAAAAGGUAUAUAUUUAGGUGCUAGAAUUAUGUAUUACACAGAUAAUUUUCUGUUAUAUAUUGUAAACAGGUUGCUACACGGUGUAUUGUAUUAUGUUGUUAAGUUAGAAUUAUGUGCUCAUAACAAUUGGUUCUUACGCAGCUAUUUAUUUGAAAUUUUUGUAUUUGAUAUUUUGAACUUGUAUGAUAUUUCUUGGCCCAUAACUGCCCGCAGCUUUUAUCUUCAUGUUGUUUUGUUUGCCUCAUGUAAUUCAUGAUGUGUAUUAUAAGUUAAUCAGACUGAAAGGGAAGAAAAACAGAUUAAUAUUUUGAUCGUAAUUGCAAGAAUUGUUACACAGACAUAUAUACAUUUUUAUCUUGUAUUAUAGGAUGAACAAAUGAGGGAGUGAUAAAAUUUAUUGUUUGGAAAAUGUAUGAUUAAGGUGUUAUAUUUCUUAAUUUAAAGUUUUUUCAAGUAAGCAAAAUGUUGGUGUUCUUUUGAUGAUCUUGAUUGUGACAUAUUUUUACAGAAUGAUACCCUGAGUAAGUCUAAGUUAAUUGUUCACAUUUGAGACAAAAUAUUUUAAUUUCAUAUGAUACGAGUAAAUAAUGUGGUACUUUUCAGAAUUUAUGAUGCAAACAAAUUUGAAUACACAUUUUCCAAUGAUGCCAUGUUUAUCCAAUUACUAAACACAAAGGAAUUGAUGGUUUAAGGUGUCUACCUCUUAAUGCAGUCAGUGUGUGUUUUAAGUGUACCUGAGGUGAGAACCAGGUUUUCUCACACAAUAUUUGUACAGAUUAGCUGAGAAAGAUUACAUAUACAUGUAAAUUGUAUGUUAUGUGAGUUCAGUUGAAAUGAAAUAGUUUAGACUACAAUUAUCGAGGCCUCCAUUGCGAAAUGGUUUAGGUUGUCCACUUCAAAAUUAAUGCCCCAUACUAUUGUGUAUUGUGGGUUCGAAUCCUGUCAAGGACUUAGGGUUUUCUGGUGUGAGAAAGCUAUCUGGCUAGCUUAAGAAAGGUCAGUGGUUCGACCCAGAUGCCCCCUUUGUGCCUGAAAUAGUGCACAUAGUGCCACAUGAGGGUCUUCUUCCACCAGUAAAACUAGAAAGUAACCAUGGCCAUUACAGUAUCUAUAUGACUUAAAAACAUCAAAACAAACAAGCCUAAAUUUAUACACAGUAUAUUUUGUAGAGGAGUCCUGUUGGGAAGCUUUUAAAACUCCUUAGAUAAUCAAUAGCUUUAUGACUCUUUUCUCUUUUAUUCACUUAUACAGGUAAUGAAU